CGCCCGCGCAGUCGGAGCCGAGCAGCUGGCGGAGCGAGCGGGUCGCCGCGGGGCGCGGGGCGCGGAUUCGUGCCGUGUGUCUCGUGCCGUGAGCGGGGCCCUCGGCACCAGCCACCUGUUGCGGAGUGACCUUACGAGGACAGUUGCUGUUCCCGUGUGCCAGGUUAGCCAUGUCAUCUGAGCCGCCUCCGCCGCCACAGCCCCCCACCCACCAGACUUCAGUCGGGCUACUGGACACCCAGCAGUCCCGAGAUCGGUCACCGUCCCCUCUUCGGGGCAACGUGGUCCCGAGCCCAUUGCCCACCCGCCGGACCAGGACCUUCUCAGCGACGGUGCGGGCUUCUCAAGGUCCUGUCUACAAAGGAGUCUGCAAAUGCUUCUGUCGCUCCAAGGGCCACGGCUUCAUUACCCCGGCCGAUGGCGGCCCCGACAUCUUCCUGCACAUUUCCGACGUGGAAGGGGAGUACGUCCCCGUGGAAGGCGACGAGGUCACCUAUAAGAUGUGCUCCAUCCCUCCCAAGAAUGAGAAGCUGCAGGCCGUCGAGGUGGUCAUCACCCAUCUAGCCCCGGGCACCAAGCACGAGACCUGGUCCGGCCAUGUCGUCAGCUCCUAGGGGAUGCCGGAAGCGCCCCUUUCUCCUGGCCUUGUGGGUGACUGGGGGGAGGAGGAGGCAGGACCAAACUGGAGAUGCUGACCUGCCGUUUGAGAUGGGGCUUCAAAAGGGGGAACAUGGUCCCUUUCAAGUAUCUCCUGGAGGAAGGAGCGUGGGGGGCAGGCCCGGGGGUGCUCUCAGCCACCAGCACAGCCUCUGACCAUGACAACAGCCUCUCACCAUCUGAAAAGCAUUAAAAGCAUGGAAAACGGAGGGGCGACCGCUGGUGGCUGAGUGGAGGGUCCCAUCCCAGCCCAGGGGGUGGGGUCAGGCGGCGCUUCCCCAGCCCACAGAGUCCUCUGAGCCCCUGGACUGGAGACUCAGAAUCCCCGGGUCCAGUCCAUCCGGGGCUGACAGGGGCCUUGCCCAUUUCCUGGGAGGCUUUCUUACCCAUGGGUCCGCCCUCCUGGUCCCUCUCCUUGGCCCUGCCCCAGGCUCUCCUGAUGCUCCUCUACUGCUUCCUUGGGGCCAGGGAGCGGGAGGCGGGGGAGGGGUGCUUUGGUGCCUUUGCAAGUGGAAGCGUCACUACUGGGCAUCUGGGGAAAAGUUUCUCUCCACAGCCCGGAGCCCUCCCCCUGGCCACGCCGUGCUCAGCCGCUUCCUCUCCUAGAAGCUGGUCUCCCUCUGCCCUCUGGAGGAGUGGUCAUCACUCGGGAGGAUUUCAUAUCCUGGCCUUUAGGUGGUGGGUGCGGGUGGGAGAAGGGGGAGGGUCUCUGUUUAAAAUCAGACCUUUGUCCAGAUUCAUCCAGAAGGGAGUCAGCAGCUUGCUUCUGGGCAGGGCUGGUCCUCUCAAAAGUUGGAGAAAUGCACCUUCCGUGAUGGGUUUUUCUUGAAAACUGGUGUUAAGAAGUGCUUGGGAUUUUUUUUUUUUCUUUCCUUGGGAUUUUUUUUUUCUUUCUUUUUGCAUAACUAAGGCUCUCAGCCAGAGCCAGCCCUGUGUGCACUCCGCUGCCGACAUUUCAAACCUUUGUAGAUAUUUCUCCCAAAUCACAUCCUUAGGAGUUUCUUUUUGGUGGUUUGGUGUUAGUUGUGAUUUAAAAAUAGAAAUAGCUGGGUAAUAAUCUUUUGAAAUAUGUGUAGUCCAGAAUCCACUUGUCAGCUUUAAAGCUGGCUUCGGGGCAGACGGGGAUGUUGCACGCGGGGGCAGGCCAGGGGAUGGUGGGAGGUGGUAAGGUCCUCAUCAGGUGUCCCAGGCUGUGGACUGGUCUUUCGGUCUGGGAAUGGCAUCCCUUGGAAAGGGUCAGAAGGUAGAACUAGUUUGCUGACUAGUGAGUUUUAAAAAGAUACACGGUUGAGUGUGUUGUGCAGUGAAGCAAGCAGUUGGUCAGCUUCCUCCUGGCCUCUCGUGCCCCUGCCCCCUUCUGGGCCCCUGGAGGUCUCCAUGGCCUGGUCCUGGCCUUGGCACACAGUCGGGGCUCUGCGAGACCCCUCCCUGCUCCAACACGAGAGUCUCCAUUUACAGAAGCUCCUCGAGGCUCUGGGAGGACGUCUGAUGUUGGUGACAGAGCUGGGAAUGGCAUCCAGGAUUCCAUGCACAUCUUUCCUCCCACCAGCCGCCCUUUUCUCAAUAAAGUGUGUUUUGUGCAA
Messenger RNA from Canis lupus familiaris (dog), 2240 nucleotides. It is a transcript of the gene CARHSP1, whose product is annotated as calcium regulated heat stable protein 1. The coding region runs from base 171 to 614 and encodes 147 amino acids. Gene Ontology annotation, cellular component: cytoplasm. Gene Ontology annotation, molecular function: mRNA 3'-UTR binding. NCBI's taxonomy places the organism in Eukaryota, Metazoa, Chordata, Mammalia, Carnivora, Canidae. The record is from RefSeq and is a predicted model, not a curated record. The transcript is spliced from 5 exons. Gene Ontology annotation, biological process: regulation of mRNA stability.